AUGGAGUUGAGGUCUAGAUCCAGGUCCAUGACGCCCUUCCAAACCCAAAGUUUCAUUGAAGCGGAGUCCUUUGAAGGCGGGAAUCAUGUUUCCGUUACAAGAUCGACCAGACGCACCACUGUAAGAACAACGACGAACGCUGCUGAAGAUUCGGCCGAAUAUCUCUAUGAAAGUACAACAAAACCUGUUAAAAGCAAAAGUACAACAAAAUCGAAACGUGCAGUUUAUAGAACAUCAGAUUAUUCUUCCGAGGACGGUGAAGUAGAGACGAAUUCUCACAUCUCCGAGAAUGAGAAAAAUCAAAUCAUUGAAGAUGCGUUAGCGGCAGCUAAUGGAAGUGCUGAAGUGUCAGCAUUGAAUCUGUACAGGAAAGCUGGGAGAUACUGGGACAAAUACCCGAAAACAGACUACACAUACUCGCGGCACUCCCGUGAUCGCGUCGAACUCGCUCCGGGUGUCGUGCAAAUGCCCAACAUGUCUCGAAGGACCAUCCACUCGGACUCCAGCACCAACACGGACUCCUACUCCUAUCUCGCUUCAAAAUCUCAUCUCUUGAAACAAAGACUGUUCUCAUCGACAAACAACAAUGAAGAAAACGAUGAGAGUUACAAAAUAUACAGAUCCUCGUCGACGCAAAAACGAACCGUCGUGUCAGUAAUAACUUCAGUAUUCGUCAGUAUAUACACGGUGAUUUAUUGGUGCUUCAACACUGUGUACACGGCGUCCAAUUCCACGAUGAUCUAUUUCGGAAAGAAGCUUCAUCAUUUGGCCAGCCGAGUGAUGCUUCUGGAUACGUGGUUGCUGAGAAAAUCGGCGGGAGGGGGGAAGAGGACAAGAGCUGUGGUGGCUUUAUGUCUGUUGCCGCUUUUAUUGUUUGCAGCAUGGUUUUUACUCUCAUCGUUGGGCAGCGCCAUCUACUGGUCAUACCUUAAUCCGUCCUCUGAAUCGGUAUCUCCACCCUUCAAACCACCACCAAUACUUACCCCCGAAGAAAACGAUAUUCUUCCUCCACUAAGCAGUCCGCUUGUAAAUUCCAACUCAGACUCAAAUACAAACAAUUUCGUCCAGUUAAACACAGACGAGAUAAUCGAAAAAGUACUACAAAACCCAAAAAUAUACAACAUAAUCAACAACUACCACAACGACAUCAAAACUGGAAAAGAAUCUGACGAAAAAUUGCUUCAAGUGAUCGCCGAACUGAAAAUCGAAGUCAACAAAAUGAAGAGUGACCUGUUAGUUCUACAGCAAACGAAAAAUGCAGACAUGGAUCGCGUACUAUCGCAAAUAAGAACCGAAAAUGUCCGAAAUUUGGCACGCUUAACCCAAAAGAUGAACCGCUGUUGCAGCAAGCAAAUGAUAGAUUUAGAACCUUACAUAACCAAGAUUGUUGGCGCUCUACUCAACGACCCUGAAUUCUUAUCAAACCAGAAAGGCCUGACUGAUUGGUUGCACUCUCUUUUUGUCGCUAAGCAACAUCUAGAAAACCGCUUAACCAACCUAACGGAAACCUUGACCAACAAAUUUGACAUUUCUGUUGAGAACACAGCCAAUCAGGUUAUGGAUAAAGUAGUCACGAGGUUAUCGGACCGCCCAUUUGAUUCAGGGUCAGUCACUGAGGAACAAAUAAAAAAAAUCGUGCAUGCGUCUUUGAAGAUUUAUGAUGCUGAUAGAACGGGAUUGGUUGAUUAUGCAAUGGAACCUCUGGGAGGAGAAAUAGUAACCACGAGGUGUACGGAGAGUUACCACUCAGGGACCGCUGUGAUUUCGGUGUUGGGACUUCCCGUUUGGUAUCCUACCAUUUCUCCUCGGGUGGUGAUCACUCCGGGAAUCAAUCCAGGGGAGUGUUGGGCAUUCCAAAACUUUCCAGGGUUUUUGGUUAUUAAGUUGGCGGCGAGAGUUAACAUUGAGGCGUUUUCGAUGGAACAUGUGAGCAGGUUGUUGGUACCGGGUGGUAAGAUCGAUUCGGCGCCGAAAGAAUUUGAGGUGUUUGGCUUGGAGACGGAGAAUGAAAGGGAUCCGGUGAAAAUCGGCGAGUACGUUUAUGACUACGACGGAGACCCCAUUCAGUUCUUUGCAGCGCAGCAGAAAGGUUUGACUUUCGCUAUGGUAGAGAUUAGGAUUAAGUCAAAUCAUGGAAACCCAAAUUACACGUGCUUGUAUAGGUUUAGGGUACAUGGGAGUGUCAAUAAUGAACCAAGCUAGGGUUAAAAUAUACGAGACUUCCACAUGUGUUCAUUAUUUAUUUUGUUUUGUAAAUACCUCAUUCUUUACGUCUUGCCGUCUGUAGAUUUCAUUUUUACUCGUAUCAUGUUCGUCGCUAUUUCUUUUAUUUAAAUUGUUUUGUUUUAUUUAUGGAGUACUUAUUUCUAUUUUAUUCAUAUUUUUAUUUUCUUGUUUUCAUGUAGUAUUAUGUAGCUCUUUGGAACGUACGAUUAAUUUAAUCUUCCUUUUUAUUAAGAAAAGUCUGUGAUUGGUCUAACAUAGUUAAGUACAAAAAACACUAUAGUUAAGGUGUUAACACUAAUAAUAAAGUAAGUUGCCUUAUGCAGAUUUGCAAAAUACCUAAUUGACUUAGUCAUGUGUUUUCAGUCACUAGUUUUAGGAUCUAACCUUUACAUUUUAAAGUCUUCAGUCACCGUUGCUUUUGUAAUCGUUGCACGGUAAUUCAUUUGUAUUUUCGUAAUAAAAUAAAGUUUUUGUUAUUGA
Messenger RNA from Zophobas morio, 2706 nucleotides. RefSeq names its product klaroid protein-like. Lineage: Eukaryota; Metazoa; Arthropoda; Insecta; Coleoptera; Tenebrionidae. The transcript has 4 exons. Gene Ontology annotation, molecular function: protein-membrane adaptor activity. The record is from RefSeq and is a predicted model, not a curated record. Bases 1 to 2202 code for a protein of 733 amino acids. Gene Ontology annotation, cellular component: meiotic nuclear membrane microtubule tethering complex; nuclear envelope.